UUGCAUCAGACGGAGGAGGAGGCGGGGCUCGGGCUCAUGUGGCAGCGUGCGGCUCUGCUAAAGCUGACGGGGCUCGAGUUCAUUCAAAGGGAUGGCUACGCUUUAUGUUUCAACUCACCCUGAAGACUUCCGCAGUCUUCUCGCCCUCAUAGCUGCAGAGUUCUGUCCAUCUGCCAAACCUCGCGUUGUCACAGAGGACCCGCCUGCCUCUGUAAAUGCCCACUCUAGACCAGCCCUGGUCCUGAGUCCGGCUGAGGGCUCCACGGUUCUGAAUGGGUCCAACGCGGUAGCCUGGUACUUGGCUUCUCAGAGCAAAUGUGUCGGUGGAGACGGGAAACAGCAGAGCCUGGUGUGGCAGUGGCUCAGCUUUGCAGACAAUGAGCUGACUCCUGUUGCUUGUGCAGUGGUCUUCCCUCUCCUCGGUGUUAUGGGGAUGGAUAAGAAGCUGCAGCAGAGUUCCCGUGCAGAGUUGUUGCGUGUUCUGAAAAUGCUGAACCAAGCUCUGGAGCCUAAAACCUAUUUGGUGGGAGAGGGCAUCACUUUGGCUGAUAUGGCAGUGGCCUGUGCUGUUCUUCUACCAUUUAAAUAUGUGCUGGAGCCGCAAGAUCGUAAAGUUUUGACCAAUGUGACGAGGUGGUUCACGACCUGCAUAAACCAGCCUCAGUUUGUGAAGGUUUUGGGAAAGAUCACUCUGUGUGAGAAGAUGGUUCCUGUCACACUCAAGACAAGCACUGCAGUCAAUGCAAAUGCGGCUAAUGCUCAUCCUGCUGGAGACACUGCUGGAGAUGCAACCAAUGGACCACCAAAGACAGAGGCUCAGCUGAAGAAGGAGGCUAAAAAACUUGAAAAAUUGGCAAAGUUCCAACAGAAAAAAGAAAUGGAGGCCAAGAAGAAGACCCAGCCCGCGUCAGAGAAAAAGGCCAAACCUGAGAAGAAAGAAAUAGGGGUGAUCACUUACACUGUCCCUACUCAGCCUGGAGAGAAAAAAGAUGUCGUCAGCGCACUGCCAGACUCUUACAGCCCGCAGUACGUGGAAGCCGCCUGGUAUCCGUGGUGGGAGAAGCAGGGAUUCUUCAAACCAGAAUAUGGGAGGAAGGAUAUUUCUGAGCCAAACCCUCGUGGUAUAUUCAUGAUGUGUAUCCCUCCGCCAAAUGUGACCGGAUCUCUUCACCUGGGCCACGCUCUGACAAACGCCAUCCAGGACUGUCUCACCAGAUGGCACAGAAUGAAAGGCGAGACGACCCUGUGGAACCCGGGCUGUGAUCACGCCGGCAUCGCGACGCAGGUGGUGGUGGAGAAGAAGCUCAUGAGGGAGAGAGGGAUGAGCCGCCACGACCUGGGCAGGGAAAACUUCAUCCAGGAAGUCUGGAAGUGGAAGAACGAGAAGGGAGACCGGAUCUACCACCAGCUGAAGAAACUGGGGUCUUCGUUGGAUUGGGACAGAGCCUGCUUCACAAUGGACCCUAAACUGUCCUAUGCUGUCCAAGAGGCAUUUAUCCGCAUGCAUGAAGAGGGAGUGAUCUACAGGAGCAAGAGGCUGGUCAACUGGUCCUGUACGCUCAACUCUGCCAUCUCAGACAUUGAGGUGGAUAAGAAGGAGCUGACUGGCAGAACGCUGCUGCCUGUGCCCGGGUACAAGGAGAAGGUGGAGUUUGGAGUUCUCGUGUCUUUCGCCUACAAAAUUGAGGGAUCAGACGAGGAGGUGAUUGUUGCCACUACUCGUAUUGAGACCAUGCUUGGAGAUACCGCUGUGGCUGUGCACCCGGAUGACCCCAGGUACCAGCACCUGAAAGGCAAAGUCGUCCUCCAUCCAUUCUGCGACCGCAAGAUGCCAAUCGUGUUUGACGACUUUGUAGACAUGAACUUCGGAACAGGUGCUGUCAAAAUCACUCCAGCUCACGACCAUAACGACUACGAGGUUGGAGUGAGGCACAAUCUGGCCUUCAUCAACAUUUUGGAUGAGAACGGGCUCCUUAUCAACGUGCCCCCUCCCUUCCUGGGGAUGAAACGCUUUGAAGCCAGGAAGACUGUCCUCGAGGCUUUGAAGGACAGGGGUCAAUUUAAGGAAAUCAAAGACAACCCUAUGGUGGUCCCAGUCUGCAGUCGAUCCAAAGACAUCGUGGAGCCUCUUCUGAAGCCGCAGUGGUACGUGAACUGUGCAGACAUGGGGAAACAGGCUGCAGACGUUGUGAGAGAAGGACAGCUCAAAAUCAUCCCCGAUCACCACAUCAAGACCUGGUUCAGCUGGAUGGACAAUAUCAGAGACUGGUGCAUCUCUCGACAGCUGUGGUGGGGUCACAGAAUCCCUGCUUACUUUGUGACUGUCAGCGACCCUUCUGUAAAACCAGGAGAGGACAUGGACGGUCAUUACUGGGUGAGUGGGAGAACUGAAGAAGAGGCCAGGGAGAAGGCUGCUAAACGCUUCAACGUGACAGCUGACAAAAUCACACUUAGACAAGAUGAGGAUGUCCUGGACACUUGGUUCUCCUCUGGUAUUUUUCCUUUCUCGAUCUUCGGAUGGCCUAACGAGACAAAGGACCUGAAUGUGUUCUAUCCCGGGACGCUGCUGGAGACGGGACACGACAUCUUGUUUUUCUGGGUCGCUCGGAUGGUGAUGAUGGGCCUGAAACUCACUGGCAAACUCCCCUUCAAAGAGGUUUACUUGCACGCCGUGGUGAGAGAUGCACAUGGGCGGAAAAUGAGCAAGUCCCUGGGCAACGUUAUCGACCCCCUGGAUGUGAUUACGGGGAUUUCUCUGGAGGGUCUGCAUGCCCAGCUGACGGACAGUAACCUGGACCCAGUGGAGGUGGAGAAGGCGAAACAGGGCCAGAAGUCCGACUACCCAAGUGGGAUCCCCGAGUGUGGAACAGAUGCUCUACGCUUCGCCCUGUGCGCUUAUACCAGUCAAGGCAGAGAUAUCAACCUGGAUGUGAACCGUAUCCUUGGUUACCGCCACUUCUGCAACAAACUGUGGAACGCUGUUAAGUUUGCCAUGAAAACACUCGGAGACAACUUUGUACCUUCGGAAAAAGCCCAGUUGUGUGGACAGGAGAGCGUGUCAGACCGGUGGAUUUUGUCCAGACUCAGCGCUGCAGUCGUUCUUUGUGACGAGGGAUUCAGAGCGUACGACUUUCCGGCCAUCACCACGGCGAUCUACAACUUCUGGCUGUACGAGCUGUGUGACGUCUACCUGGAAAGUGUGAAACCGGUGUUCAGUAAAGGCGAGGAGGACGGCAGCGGUGCAAUGUGGGUCUGCAGACAAACCCUGUACACGUGCUUGGAGGUGGCUCUGCGGCUCCUCUCUCCCGUCAUGCCCUUUGUCACCGAGGAGCUGUACCAGAGGUUACCACGACGACGACCUCAGCACGACCCCCCCAGCAUCUGUGUCACGGCAUAUCCCGACUCCCAGGAGUUCUGCUGGCACAGUGAAGAAAUCGACCGUGAGAUGGAGUUUGUUAUGACUGUGGUCAAAACAAUCCGUUCUCUGAGAGCAGAUUACAACCUGACGAAGACCAGAGCUGACUGCUAUCUGCAGUGCAUUGAUUCUGCCACAGCGUCUCUGGUGGGCAAAUACAGUCUUCAGAUCCAAACCCUGUCGUACUCUCAGGCCGUCGUCGCAGUCACAGAUCAGCCCGUCCCCGAAGGCUGCGCCGUGGCCAUCGCAUCAGACAGGUGUACGGUGAACCUCAUGCUCAAGGGCCUUAUCGACGUGGAGAAGGAAGUGGCUAAGCUGAUGACAAAGAAGGGAGACUUGGAAAAACAGAUGGAAAAACUCAAAGAGAAGAUGUCGAAGAGCGACUACAAAGAGAAGGUGCCGGUGAAGGUGCAGGACCAAGACGCCGAGAAGCUUCGGCAGAGUCAAACUGAACUGGAGAAAGUUAACGAGGCUAUUGGCAACUUCAAGAAAAUGAUGUAACACGCUAUUUAUGUCGCCUAGAAUUAAGUCUGAUAACGCCUCGGUUUUACACUACACUUGAGACUUUGCACCUGCCUUAUUUUAAUGUUACAAGCGUUUAUAUUGCAAUUUACGAGCUUGGUAAACCUCUCGAAACUCUACGUUGCUUUGGAUUUAUUCAUUCUUUCCAUAUUUGGUGGUGGUAGGUGUCACUUUCUCACAUUCACAUUCAAACAUGGGCAAGUUUGGUGAAAAGUCUUGCCCAACGACAUAAAAACGGCAUGAAUUUGAACCACAAAGCCAUUGUAAUACUUCUUUAUAACCGGUACCGUAUUUUCCAUACUACAGGGCGCUCUGGAUUAUAAGGCGCACUGUCAUUGAACGGUCUAUUUUCAAACUUUUUUCACAUAUAAACCGCACCGGACUAUAAGGCGCAUUAAACGAAACACAACAGUUAGAUAAGUCAGUCAAACUUUAUUUAACGCGUUCACAAUAACUCAACUUUGUUCAAUUGUAAUGUGUAAAAAAAAUACUGUGUGAGAGCGUUAAAGUGUUGGCGUAUUCACAAUAACUCAUAAUUGCUAAGUUAUAACUAAAAAUCACACAUUACACUCACUUUUUCAGUUCAUUCCUCAUCCACAAAUUCUUCAUCUUCAGUGUCCGAGUUAAACAGUUGGGUAAUUACAGCGUCCAGCACGCCCACAUCCCUCUCGCCAUUAUCCGAGUCAGUGUGGUUACUGUUCCCUGGCAGUUCAGUAAUGAUUCUGGUCUUGGUGAAAGCUCGGACCAGAGUUGAUACUGAUCCUUAGUCCAGGCGUCCAUGAUCCAUUGGCAGUAAGUCGCUCGGUGCUGUCUCCCUGUCUUGGUGAAUGUGUGUUCGCCUUCUCUCAUCCACUGCUCCCACGCAGCUCGCACUUUAACUUUGAACGACUUGUUGACACCAACAUCUAGUUCUUUAGUUAAUCCACCUGGAAUGAUGGAAGCACUGAAUUAGUUUGCUUCCUCCACUUCCGUACUAUUGAUUCAUUAAUGUUGAAUUCUCUCGCAGCUGCUCUAUUCCCAUGUUUUACUGCGUGCCUUACAGCCUUGAGUUUAAAGUGGGCGUUGUAAGCGUGUCUCUUGACAGGUGCAUUUUGAUAUUAAAAGGAAUCACAGUAUGUAUAACUCCGCGAUGCUCCUGACUACAGUAGCGGUAAUGCUGCAAGUGGUGCGGCUUUGUAGUUUACUGAAGUCGUACUAAGACAGCCCAAUAAAUUCAUAUAUAAGGCGCUCUGGAUUAUAAGGUGCACAGUCAUUUUUUUAUGAACUUAAAGGCUUUUAAGUGCGCCCUAUAGUGCGGAAAAUACGGUAAUAAUACGUAAGCCCAACCCUAAGUACAGAACUAAUCAGGUUAAUUGUUGAGAAUCAAUUACUUAAAUGCAUUAUGUAAUCAAUCCGUUUGUUAUCUGAUCUAAAAACAAACUUAAAAAAGAGCCGUCUGCUUCGAGAAGAGGAUUUAUCACCAACCCACACAGGACACUGUCAACGUCAAAACACAGCAAGAAUAUAUUUGUUUUUUUAAUAAAUAGUGAAAGAAACUGUUAAGAAGUCUUCAGGUUUUGUAGUAUUUUGUGAUCUGUUGAUUCAUUCAGUGUUUUCAUUAUUAAUUAGACAAGUACCACAUAUCAAGUGUAGUGCAAAACAGAGAAAAUAAUGUCUUUUUAUGUCAUUGUAUUCAUGUUCAUAUUAAUUUUUAAGUAAUUGUAUGAGCAACGAACCGAAUAAAGUACUGAUAGUUGUAA
Molecule: messenger RNA, 5676 nt
Organism: Boleophthalmus pectinirostris (great blue-spotted mudskipper)
Lineage: Eukaryota; Metazoa; Chordata; Actinopteri; Gobiiformes; Gobiidae
Gene: vars1
Product: valyl-tRNA synthetase 1
Exons: 29
Coding region: 92-3916 (1274 amino acids)
Biological process (GO): valyl-tRNA aminoacylation
Cellular component (GO): cytosol
Molecular function (GO): valine-tRNA ligase activity; ATP binding; aminoacyl-tRNA deacylase activity
Source: RefSeq, a predicted model, not a curated record